Molecule: messenger RNA, 2124 nt
Organism: Ramularia collo-cygni
Lineage: Eukaryota; Fungi; Ascomycota; Dothideomycetes; Mycosphaerellales; Mycosphaerellaceae
Product: related to RanGTP-binding protein
Exons: 2
Coding region: 1-2124 (707 amino acids)
Cellular component (GO): nucleus; cytoplasm
Molecular function (GO): GTPase regulator activity
Source: RefSeq, a predicted model, not a curated record
AUGGACGUCCUGCUGAGCCGUGUGACUCAACAAGCAGUCCAAUACGCCAUUCGAUCCGGAAUCUCCAUCACCACUGGCUAUGCCAUCUCCUCAGCCGCGCGUCUCCUCAGGGAGGCGCCCAAGAGCAAAGACCGAGAGGAGCUGAUGCAGCUGCAGCUGCGACUCGAGUCUAAAAUCCGUGUCAUCUCACCGUCAAUCGACAUGAUUGAGCUGAUCAGUGCGAGGGGCAAUACCUCGCUGGAAUCGGCUGUCGCACUGACCAAGGACAUUCGUUAUGAGAUUCAAAAGCUCGGCGUGCGCCUUUCCAAAGCUGCGGAGGAUGAGGCGAUGCUGCGCCGAAAGAGCUCCAAAGCGAAAACGCGCGAACAGACUGAUGUCGAGCUACGCGGCAUCAUCAAUCAAGUUAAGCUACUACUCGCCCGCAUCGAAGAUGCGGUGCCUCUCAUCAACCUUGCAAUCACCACCUCUGGCGUCAAUUUGUCUACAAAGCUGUCGGGCUCCAUCAGUCCAAGUCGUUUGCUGCAAGCCUCUACAUUCCUGACAUCUUCAGACGGCACUUAUUCCAAUACUUCUGCUCUUCGCCAACAGGUCGGUCCCRCAUACACACUGACCUUGUAUAUGCUGUUCGCCGGCCAUGCUGGCCGACCUGCCGAUGAAGAUGGUGUUCGAGAGACGACGUGGAAGGAAGUCAUCCACAAAGCCCGUGUCAAGUUGUGGCGCCUUCCUGUUGAUCAGCUCUACGCGCUCCCAGGUGAGACUUUGGACGUUGAUGAAAGCGCAGACAACAUCAUCCCGGCCGACGCACGCGCGGCCGAGUUCGCCUACCAGCUUACGAUUGUGGAAGAUUUGGACGACGAUAGAGUGCAUACCUUCGAAGAAGAGGAUCCACGACCGCCUCCUCUUGAUGAUGUGGAAAAUGCCGGCAUUCGUGACGUUAUCCCGAUCCAUGAGGUCUCGAAGAUCUUCUACGCAGACACUGGCAAGAUUCUCAACAUCGGCAGCGAUGGCGAUGCAUACAGUCCUGUGUUGCUGCUGAAGCGUGAUGUUCAUGCCGAACCUCCUCGACGUAUGGUUCGUCGCUCAAACUCCCAAGCCUUCGUUUCCGACAAAGAGAUAGUAAACGGGCCCGAGGAUUCACCGGAUGAGCAGAGCGAGAUUGAUGCCCAGAUCGAGCGGGAGUCGACGCCAAACACGCCAUCCCAGCCAGCUCCGGACCUACCUCUCACUGCCGGGGCUGCUUUUCGGCUACCGGCUGACCUUGAUCCUGAAUGGUAUGCCUUUGAGGUCUACACCGAAACGGCAGAUUCGGACAGCGAUGACGAAGCAGAGACAACCCGACCAUCACACAGCCGCACCGACUCAUUAGCCAGCAGGCUGGGCAAUCUGACUAUGAGAGGAUCACCUGCUGCUGACGAACACAACGGGCUCGUCCAGUCACAGUCAUCUGCACCGAACUUCUCUCCAGAGAAACGUACUGGGCCGCCGAUCAAGACAAGUUUAUCACUGCUUGAGAUGCUCAUGAAGCUCGCCGCUCUGCAACAGUUUCGACAGGAAUCUCAUCUUUCCAUCGAAGAUGAGCUCCUGAACUUCUUUCUCGAAGACAGCGCCACUGCCGGCGCUGGCGCGGACAAAGACUACCGCCAGCGUCUUCGUCACCAAGCCACCAAGCGCGUUGGCUUUGACCCUUACGACGAAUCGCCCAUCAAACACCGCAACGAGGACUACAUCAGUGGCCUGAAUGACGGGGCUUCGCAACGUGGCUCACCAAUUCCAGAUGGCUGGCAACGUUCGAGCGAAAUCAGUUUCGGCGAGGAAGCAUUUGGCUAUAAUGAUCCGCUCGACUUUGUCCAGAACYCCAUUGAGAGGGGCAAUACACCUUCUUCGCCACCUCCACGUCCUAUGCCCUACCAACAAACCACGCCCCGCGCCUCGACGCCGGAUGCUGUGAAUAGUGAAUCACAUCGCAGUGCUGUGAACGCCAAGUACCGUACAUCCCCGCAGUCGCGUACCCUGGCGACGCCACCGAGCAGCUCCAAGAUGAGAUCAGGUGUGCUGCGGGCGCAGAGCGAGCAGAAGCCUCGCAGUCCGCUGCACGAGAGUGUGGUUCACAAUGAAGAGGAUUGA